Molecule: messenger RNA, 831 nt
Organism: Guillardia theta CCMP2712
Lineage: Eukaryota; Cryptophyceae; Pyrenomonadales; Geminigeraceae
Exons: 5
Coding region: 1-831 (276 amino acids)
Source: RefSeq, a predicted model, not a curated record
AUGUCUGUCAAGAGCUUGCCUAACAGGCUGGACGUGAAGAGCGUGUGGCAGCAGGUGAAGAGGAAUCUACCCGCUAUUCCUCGUUUCCAAGAGGGAUAUUGGGAAGCCAUGUGGCCAAAGAUACAGAUAGAAGGAGCGCGAUACGGCUUGAUGGGGUCAGUGGGGCUCUUCUCAGUUGCAUUAAUGAGGUUGACGUACAACGCGUCCACAUUGAUCAUUGGCUUCCUGCCGUAUGACGUCCAUGCGUCGAUGGGCCAUGUCACGGGAUUUGCUUCAGCAGGGGCACUAGCGGGAGGACUCUAUAAGUUCAAUCAAUUCUUCUAUAUAGAUCCAGUCCAAGUGCACAAGAUAGCCUUUGCCCUUGCAAAGAGGGACUUUUGGCUCGAGAGGAAGUUGGGUGGUAAGAUUCGAUGCGACUCAAGGUUUUCCUACGCAGCAAAGCCUGCAGAGAUCGUUUUGGUGGAUUUGGAUCUAAAGAGAACUCGAGUACCUGAGUUCAUGAGGCCAUAUUUCAAGGAAUUUGCUACGAAAUCCGGUAGCGUCAAACUUGUAUUCGAGGGUGAGGCUGGCAAAGUGUUGAUUUGCUGUGAUGUCGAGAAGGGACUUUUUCGCGAUUACGAGGUCAAAAGCAUGCACGGAAAAUUUCUAGAAAAUGGACAGGUAUUCAGCUUUCUGGGAAACGAUGAAAACUGUCAGGAUCCUAGUGAAUUUCUACAACAAAUUUUGCAGGAGGAGUCAUCAGGCGACAAAGCUUCAAAGGCUCCUGCAUUUAGACUCCAAUUAGGAAUGCGGGGCCCGUCCUCGUCCUUUACGGGAGUUUCGAAGUAUUAG